Molecule: messenger RNA, 4572 nt
Organism: Closterium sp. Naga37s-1
Lineage: Eukaryota; Viridiplantae; Streptophyta; Zygnematophyceae; Desmidiales; Closteriaceae
Source: the annotation of a GenBank genome assembly
AUGGUGUCGGGCAGCGGAGUGGUGAAGCAGACCAUUGUGGUCGACGCGCGUCACCACAUGCUGGGGCGCCUCGCGUCCAUCGUCGCUAAGGAGCUCCUUAACGGCCAGCAUGUGGUCGUGGUGCGGUGCGAGGACAUCUGCCUGUCGGGCGGGCUGGUGCGCCAGAAGAUGAAGUACCUCCGCUUCCUGCGGAAGCGCAUGAACACCAAGCCCUCCAAGGGCCCCUUCCACUUCCGCGCGCCCUCCAAGAUCUUCUGGCGCACUCUCCGCGGCAUGAUUCCCCACAAGAUUCCCCGCGGUGCCGCUGCUCUGGACCGCCUGAAGGCGUUCGAGGGCAUUCCCGCGCCCUACGACAAGAUCAAGCGAGUCGUCAUCCCCGACGCGCUUAAGGUGCUGCGGUUGAAGCCUGGGCACAAGUUCUGUCUGUUGGGUCACCUGUCCCAUGAGGUUGGCUGGCACUACUGGGAUGUUGUCAAGGAGCUGGAGGCCAAGCGUAAGGCUGAUGCUGUGGAGUAUUACAAGGAGAAGAAGGCGACUAUCAAGGCGCGCGCAGAUGCUGUUAAGGUCGCGUCGUUCGUCACGUCGCUCGUGACGUCCGCGCUCCUCUUCCUCCUUCUCCUGAGCCUCUUCGCCAUCCUCAUCCGCCGCCCCGCCAACUUCCCCAUCUACUUCCCCAAGCGCAUCCUCCGCGGGCACGGCCCUCCGCCACUCGCGGAGAUCAGCGCGUUGGAGUGGCUCCGGCGCGUGCUGCGCUGCACGGAGCAGGACGUGAUUAACUCCGCGGGGCUGGAUGCGGCGGUGUAUCUGCGCAUCCAGCACAUGUGUCUGCUGAUCGUGCUGUGGCACGCCGCGUACUGCCUCCCCGUGCUCAUUCCGCUCUGCGCCACGGGGGGGUACUAUGCCUCGUUCAACGCGGGGCGGCCUCCCGCGGAGCAGAUUCAGUACUCUGCCCUGGAUGCGAUCGCCAUGGGGAAUGUACCCCCCAACGACUCUCGCCUGUGGGCCUUUUUCGUGGGCGCGUAUUGGUCUGCGCUGGGCACGCUGCUCAUUCUGCACCGCACGUACCGCCACGUCAGCAGGCUGCGCGCCAAGCAGAGGGAGGAGGACCCCGAGGUCCAGGUGGAGGAGUUUGCAGUGCUGCUGCGCAACAUUCCCCCGCACCGCUGUGCAGCCAAGAACACCGCUGCUGCUGCUGCUGCCGGUGCUCCCGUGCCUGGUACUGCUGGUAGUGCUGGUGGUGCUGGUGGUACUGGUGUUGGAGCUGCUGCAGCUAAUAACAGCAAUAGUAGCGGCAGCAGCAGCAGCAGGCCUGCUGUGUCAGCACCACUGCUGCCUCCGCUUGGAGGGGCUGAGCUGGGGGCACGAGGUGCAGGUGCCCCCGCUGGUAGCGGCGUUGAUAGCGACGACGAUGACGAGGAUGGUGGGGGUGGUGAUGAUGUGUGGAGGAACGAAGCGGAGGAGGAUGGGAACAGGGUUCAGCAGCAAAAGACAGUCGAGGCGGGGAAAGAUGGGGGAGAUGAGGAGCUGGGACUGGGGGGAGGAACUGGAGGAGGAAGAGGGGGGAGAGGACGAGGAGCAGGAGGAGGAGGAAGAGGCAGUGGGGGCGACGGUGGGGAGAAGGCUGUAAGGUCCAGGCGGAGGGAGGCAGCAGAUGCAGUGGAUAUGUUGUUUGGGUGGCUGUAUGGGGAAGCCUACUGUGGCGUCAACAUACUGCGAUCCCUGGACAAACCGCGCACAGCCCUGCAGCAGCUGACAGCAGCACGCAGGCAGCUGCUGCGCGCCAAGGCCACGUGGGUGCAAGCACAGAGAGACGCGGGCAGGGCGGAGGAACCUGCUGCAGGGGGGGUGAUGAUCACCCAUGGAGGAGGGAUCGCGGACAGACGACGAGAGGCAAGAGGGGAGUCAAUGGGUGGAGGGGGAGCAGCGGGAGGGGUGGUGGAGGAGGAGUGGGAGGCAGGAGAGUCGAGUGUUGGAGAGGCGAGGGAAGGAGAAUCGAGUGGUGCGGAGCCGGAGGUGCUGGUGGGGACGCGGGGGGCGGUGGGACGUGCGGAGCGCUUAGGGUGGUGGCCUAAGGGGUGGGUGCGGCGGAGAGGCAGUGGUGGUGAUGGGGAUGGGGAUGGGGAGGGGCGGGAGGGGCAUGCGGUUAUGGGCGGAAGGGGGAGCAUGGGGAGUGCUGCUGCUGCUGCUGCUGCUGCUGCUGCUGCUGGUUGUUGUUGGAAGAGAGGGAAGGGGAGGGGAGGGGAGUUGGUGAGGCCGCAGCACAGGACUGGAUGGAUGGGGCUGUGGGGGAAGAAAGUGGAUUCGAUCAGGUUCUAUGAGGAAGUGGUGCGGUGCAAGGAGCGGGAGCUGAGGCGCGCACAGAGAGAGGCUUGGGCUGGGAGCACUACCCGCUGUGUAUCUGCUGCUGCUGCUGGUGCUGCUGCUGGUGCUGGUGCUGCUGCUGCUGGUGGUGCUGGUGCUGGUGCUGCUGGUGGUGCUGUUGGUGGUGGUGCUGGCGCUGGAGAAAGGGCAGGGCCAAUGUGGCAGAUGCGACUGAGGAGAGGGAGUGAGGAGGACGAAGAGCAGGAGGAGAGGCAGGAGAGGCAGCUUGUGUGCGCUUUGGAAGGGGAGGUGGCACCGCCGGGGGCAUGUGGGGGAGGUGCGGGAGGUGCGUGGGGAACUGGAGUAAGUGGAUCCGCAGCAAGGGGUAGCACUGACAGUCAUGGAGGGGCGGGGCUCAUGGCAGGAACAGGCGGAGCAAGAGGCUUGGAAGGCAUUCAGGAAGUGGAAGGGGAGGAGCAGGAGAGCGAGGAGACGGACGUGGGAAAGGAGGAGGGAGGGGAGGAAGGAGAGGAGGGAGGGAAGGGUGGGGAUGAAGGGGAGGGAGAGGGGGACAAUCGUCGCAGCAAGGGAUCUCUAACCGGCCGUGUGGGGCGGAUGGCGAAACGGCCAGCAGCAAGAGCAGUGACAGCAGCAGCCGAGAAGCCAGUGGUGGGGGGUGUGGCGCGUGGUGUGCAGCGGAUGGUGAUGACGUCUGCAGGUGUUGUGGUGUUUGGAGAUCGUGUGAUGGCAGCAGUGGCCGCGCAGACUCUGCACGCUGACAACGCCAUGCUGUGGCAGACAGAGCCGGUGCGUGCGUGUGUGCGUGGUGGGGGUGGGGGGGCGGGGAGGGGGGGAUGUGUGAGGCGCCUCAAUAAAUCGUGCAGUGGCGUGGCCGCGCAGACUCUGCACGCUGACAACGCCAUGCUGUGGCAGACAGAGCCGGCCCCGGAGCCCAACGAUGUGUUGUGGGACAGCAUCGGCAUCUCGCGAGUGUCAUGCGCCAUCAGGACUGCCUUUUCAGGCGCCUCAAAACCCAUCCCAUCCCAUCCCACCGCGUGCUUACAGGCCCCGGAGCCCAACGAUGCCCCGGAGCCCAACGAUGUGUUGUGGGACAGCAUCAGCAUCUCGCGAGUGUCAUGCGCCAUCAGGACCGCUGCCGUCUACGUGCUCGUCUUCAUCACCAUCUGCUUCUACAUGAUCCCCAUCAGCUUCGUAUCGAGCCUCACGACUCUACAGAACCUGGAGAAGUCAUUGCCGUUCCUCAAGCCCAUCGUGGAACAGCCUGUCCUGCGCACGUUCAUAGAGGCAUUUCUUCCGCAGCUCGCGCUGAUCCUCUUCCUCGCGAUCCUCCCCAGACUCCUCCUCCUCCUCUCGCUCUUCGAAGGCCUCCCCUCGCGCUCCCACGCCAUCCGGGCAGCCUCGGGAAAAUAUUUCUACUUCACGGUUCUGAAUGUCUUCAUCGGAACCACUCUCACAUCUGGCGUUUUCCAGGCGAUCAAGCAGAUCGUGGAUCAUCCGACGGCUGUGGUUGACUUGCUCGGAUCGUCCCUCCCGCAAGCCGCGACGUUCUUUAUCUCCUACAUCUCGCUUAAGUUUCUCGUAGGAGCCGGGCUCGAGCUCACGCGGCUCGUCCCGCUCGUGCUUUUCCACGCGCGCCGCGCGCUGCUGUGCCGCACGCAGCCGGAUCUGCGCGACGCGUGGAAGCCCGGAGAACCCGACUACGUAAGCUUGCUCCCCGGAGAUCUCCUAGUCGCGACUCUCGCGCUCUGCUACGCGGUGAUUUCGCCGCUUAUUCUCCCGUUUGCCGCGGCAUACUUUCUCACGCAGUGGCUCGUUAUGAAGAACCAGCUCGUGCAGGUAUACGUUAACGAGUUCGAGAGCCGCGGGAGGAUUUUCCCGCACGCUUUGGCGCGCGUUCUCGCGGCGCUCGUGCUGUCGCAGCUCACGCUGAUAGGCUACUUUGGAGUGAAGCAGUUUCCCGCGACGCCCGCGCUCAUCCCGCUGCUGUUCAUCUCCGUGAUUCACGGCGUCUACAUGCACCGCCGCUUCCACGCGUCCUUCGCGCGGCCGUCGCUGCAGCAGGCGAGUCGCGCCGGCGCACCGCCGGUGCCGCCUCCCCCGGAAGAGGACAAGAUAAGGGAGGCGUAUCUGCCGGAGGAGAUGCGGCGCGUGCAGAAGCAGAGGGAGUGGGAGGAGGAGGUGUGCCGGGUGCUGCCUGGGGAGAUUGCCACGUGGCAAGGAGGGAUUCGGCAAGGACGACGAAGAUCUUAG